Camarhynchus parvulus is the source of this 2612-nucleotide messenger RNA. It is a transcript of the gene CNKSR1, whose product is annotated as connector enhancer of kinase suppressor of Ras 1. Gene Ontology annotation, molecular function: protein binding. Lineage: Eukaryota; Metazoa; Chordata; Aves; Passeriformes; Thraupidae. The record is from RefSeq and is a predicted model, not a curated record.
CCGCCCCGCCGCCGUUCCGGGCCCGCCGUUCCGGCCCCGCCGCCCCCAUGGAGCCCGUGCGCUGCUGGGGCCCCGCACAACCGGCCGCCUGGCUCCGAGGGCUGGACGCGGCCGUGCAGGGGUACCCCUUCGAGGCCUGGGGGCUCUCGGGGCCCGACCUGCUGGGGCUGGAGCCGGGGGGCCUGGAGGCUCUGGGCGUGUGGCCCGUGGGACACCAGGAGCUGCUGCUGGAGGCCGUGGAGCAGCUGCGGAACCUGGACACAAGGCUGGCGAGCACCAGCCUGCGGACACUGACGGAGAGGCUGCAGGAGCUGGCACAGGGCAUCCAGAGCCUGGUGCAGGGGGGGCUGCCAGCAGGGGAUGCCCCCCAGCCGCCCUCCCUCACCCUCCUGGCCCGAGUCAUCGACCUGGUCGGGGCUGCCAAGGAGCUCUUCUCCUGGCUCAACAGGUACCUGUUCUCCACCCUCAAUGACUUUUCAGCCAGCCGGGACAUCAUCGUGCUGUGUGCCCAGCUGGCAGAGACGCUGCAGGCGGACCUCCCUGCGGCCCAGAGGAGCAGCGGGAUCCUGCAGAUUUGCCAGCACAUCGAGGGCAUCUGCGAGAGCAUCGUGGGCUGCAGCCCCCCGGCGCUGCUGGAGCGCAGGGCUGUGCUGCAGAGCGUGGGGCUGGCGCUGCUCCCCGGCCCACAGGGCAGCCCCCCGACGUCCCCCAGCACCCCAACACUGCCCCUCGGCCCGUGGCAGAGCCCCCCAGCGUCCCCUGAGCCCCCAGCAGCGCCCUGUGAUGUUCUGGGGAGCCCCCAGGCCCUGCUCACCGCCCGGCUGGGCUUUGAGAUCACCUCCACCAGCUCCUGCCUGCACCUCGUGUCUGCCACCAGCCCGGAGGCCCUGGCUGCCCACGGGGGCCACAUCCUGCCCGGGGAUGAGAUCGUGCAGGUCAACGAGCAGGUGGUGGUGAGUGGGGGACGGGCUCCAGGGUGGGAGGACACGGACAGGGCGGGCUCAGGUGGGGGAUGCAGGAGUUAUGAGCAGCAAAAAGCAGGAGCCAUGGCUGCGGAAGCUCUGGGGGACACAGGAGCCAUUGCCAGGAGGAUGUGGGGGAUGUGGGAUCUGUGGCUGGGGUGGGUUUGGGGGAUCAAACACCCAUGGAGUCGGGGCAGUGGCCCACAGCUCACCCAGCAUUUGCAGGUGGGUUGGACGCCUGUCAGCCUGGCCAGGAAGCUGCUGGAGAAGGGGAACAGGGUGACUUUGGUGCUGAAGAAGAUCCCCCUCGACCUGCCCGGCCCACCCCCCUCUCCCAGGCAGCAGCCCCCAGGAGCAUUUUUGGAUGCUGCAGAUUCCCCUGGCACCAGGAGCGGUGAGAGCCCAGGCAGCCCCGUGUCCUUGACCUCCAGCGUCGCGGCUGACCUGGACUCGGGAGCAGAGUCUGUCCCGGAUCCCGUCACUGACGAGGAGCAGGAGGAGGCCGAGCGGGAGCCCAGGCUGCCCGGGGCAGCUGUGGAGGAGCUGCCGGGCCCGGCCGGGCAGGGCGCUGCAGAGGAGCUGUGGGACAGCGGCAGCGCCCUGGGCACCCCCCCGAGCAGCCCUGCUGCCCCUGAGCCCCGUGGCACAGAGCUGAGCCCCAGGGCAGCAGGGGCAGCAGAGCCCAGCCCUGCGGAGGGCAGCCCCAGCACGGGACGGAGACCUAAAGGCGUGGCCACCCGGCUGAGCCGCCGGCGGGUGUCGUGCCGGGACCUGGGCCGGGCGGAUUGUGACGGGUGGCUCCUCAAGAAGAAGGAGCACGUGGGCUUCAUGGCCCAGAAGUGGAAGCGGUGCUGGGUGGUGCUCAAGGGCCACACGCUCUACUGGUACAACCACCCCAACGAUGAGAGGGCUGCAGGACUCAUCAACGUGGCCACCUACAACCUGGAGAGCACCAGGGAGCAGAAGAAGAAAUACGUGUUCCAGCUGUGCCACCAGACAUACAAGCCCUUUGUGUUUGCUGCUGAAACCCUGGCUGACCUGAGCAUGUGGGUCAGUCGCCUGGUGACAGCCAAGACAAAGCACACGCUGGCCCAGCAGGCAGUCCCAGACAAGGAGGAAGACUGCUACAGUGAGACAGAAGCUGAGGACCCCGACGAUGAGACCCCCAGGCACGGAUCUGACCCGGCACGGAAGAGGCUGCAGAACAGCCCGGAGAAGGCACAGCUGUCCCCAGGCAGCAGCCCCCAGGGCAGCCCCCGGCCCUGCUCCCCCUUGGAGCCCGGCGCGGAGGAGCUGGAGCGCCUGGCGCGGUGCCUGCGGCAGGGCGGGCUGUCCCUCACGGGGCAGCGGCGGCUCCAGACGCGGGAGCAGGGCCGCAAGUCCUUCCUGCGGCGCAACAGGAACCCGCACAUCAACGAGCGGGUGCACGCCGUGCGGGCCCUGCAGAGCACGCUCAAGGCGAAGCUGGCGGAGCUGCAGGCGCUGGAGCAGCUGCUGGGAGACGCGGCGCUCACCUCGGCCACCUUCCGGCGCUGGAAGGAGGAGCACCAGGAGCUGUACCAGGAGCUGCGGGAGGGCUGGGCAGGGCAGCAGCGCCAGGGCGGUGCCGGAGAGCAGCGCGGCCCGCAGGGAGAGGCGGCCGAGCCCUGA